CUGUUGGUAAAAGUAGCGGUCAUUCAUCAUGUCCGUCAACAGAUUUAUGUGCGAAAACCUGUAAAUAUACUGUAAAGUUAGGAUCAAAGAUGGCUGACGGAUGCUCAUCAUGUGCAUGUGAAAAAUCUCAAUUGACAACAGAAGAGGCUCCAAAGCAGAUUUUAUGUGAUGAGGUAGUAAAAUGUAUGAUGUCCUGUACGGAAGGUUAUAAACUACAGUCUGGCAGGGAAGGAGCCUGUCCUAUCUGUAGCUGUCAACAACCUCCAACACCAGCCCCUACAAUGACAGCAAUGAAGAACAUUCUGUCGUGUACAGAGAGAACCGUCCACUGCAUGAAGUCCUGUAAACAUGGAUACCACAUGUUGAGUUCUGUAAACGGGGAAUGUCCCCGAUGUAGUUGUUUGCCACCUCCGACAUCAGCACCAACUCCUAAACCUGGUAUAUACUCUGUACUUAGACAAUGUCCAGAGACCGUACACUGUAUGACAACCUGUAGUACCGGAUACUCCUUAGAAGGUGGAUCAUCUGGCUGUCCAAAGUGCACAUGUAACCAAGCUCAAGUUGUGGCGUUCAUGUGUAAUUCGGCUCUAUCUUGUCCUAGAGGUUGUCAGCUUGGAUACAAAUGUGGAGAUAAUGGCUGCCCAACGUGUUCAUGUGUAGAAGCUACGGAACUAGGACUUGCACACAGAGUCACCUACAUUCAGUCUUCAUUAAAAUGUAGCGCACAUUUUAGUUGUGUGAGUAAAUGUCAGUUUGGAUAUAAGACGGGAGAGAAUGGCUGUCCGACGUGCAGAUGUUUACAACAUAUUUCAGAAAAACAACAUAUAACAGUAGCUGAUAAAUGUCCAGAAGCUACAAGAUGCAGUGAGAUGUGCCCUGAUGGAUAUACAUUAAAGACUGUAGUCGGUAGAGAAUGCCCUGUAUGUCAGUGUGUCAGAAUUAUAACGGAGAGUUUCAAUAAGAAAGUGGAUAGUUGUACUGGUCCAGAAUGCCCUUCAGGACCAGUUCAUCAUUCAUCGAUGAAAGAAAGGUGUCCUGAUACUUUUAGAUGUGAUGAAAUAUGCGACCAUGGGUUUUCCUUACGGACAGUGUCCAGCCAAGAAUGUCCCGUCUGUCAGUGUGCUGUUGUUACAGACAGGGGAUCCGUGACGAAAAGUCAAUUCGCAUCCAGUAAAGGAAAGAACGUUAUAUCUGGUAGCGAAUUAUCACAUAGUACUAUAGUCAGUGGUAAACUGGGAACACAUAAUUCAGGCGGAAGUACAAUAAUGAAUGGACCGUCAGGAAGCAUGUCUUAUCACGAGUCAUUAACAGGUCAUGUACCAUUAGCUGGGCGCAUCAAUGGGGAAAAUUUACAUCAAUCAGUUUCGCAUAAUUUACCAUUACCAGGAGAUUUAACUGAUAGGAACUGUAUAGGGCCUACAUGUUCUGCCAAAAACGGAAUGCAUAAAGGAACGACGACACAUACUCAGCAUAGCCAAUGUGCUGAUAUAUUGACUUGUGUAGUGUCAUGUAAACAUGGAUAUAAACUUGGUCCCAAAGGAUCUGAUGGUUGUCCCUCCUGUACAUGUUUAAAAUAAACUUGUUCCCAACGGA
This is a messenger RNA of Mytilus californianus (California mussel), 1593 nucleotides long. RefSeq names its product cysteine-rich motor neuron 1 protein-like. The record is from RefSeq and is a predicted model, not a curated record. NCBI's taxonomy places the organism in Eukaryota, Metazoa, Mollusca, Bivalvia, Mytilida, Mytilidae. The transcript has 11 exons. Bases 90 to 1577 code for a protein of 495 amino acids. Gene Ontology annotation, molecular function: serine-type endopeptidase inhibitor activity.